Molecule: messenger RNA, 669 nt
Organism: Seminavis robusta
Lineage: Eukaryota; Bacillariophyta; Bacillariophyceae; Naviculales; Naviculaceae
Source: the annotation of a GenBank genome assembly
GGUGUUGUCAGUUGCGAAGGAAACAAUGGAGCGGGACUUGAGGCAAAUGACUUUGGCGAUGGCGGAAACCUUGAUCGGCAAAGGUUUUCCGAUCAGACCUCACCAUACUAGUACUCUGAUUGAGAGUAAGACCGCGGUAGGAGAGGACGAUGAGAAUCCCCGAGAAGAGAGCCGCGAGAAUUCUGGAGAAAAAGGAAAUGAGAAGUCAAGAAUGCAUUUACACUCACUUGACUACGCAAAAGUACAGUUUGAAGAGACAAAAGCGAGUCUGCGAUCUGGCAUCAAGCUUCCAGGAACAAUUGCAGGGCUUGAUUUUGACCACCUUGUUGCAGUUCGAGGUCGAUCCAAGCAAACUUGAUUUGUCCCCUGACCCAAUGUUGCUUCUCAUCAAGGCCGCCGUCAACUGGUCGUGGUGUUGCGGCCAGAAGCUUCUCCCGGCUUGUGGGCGUAGUAACGAGGAAGAGGAGGAAGAGGAAUUGGUUGCUCCCUCCACGCCGAUUCCAACUACAAUUGGAUGCAAACCAGUGCCCGUGAGAUGAUGUAGUGGUGUUGAAUCUUUGAAUCUAGGUUAGCCUAGUACGAGUAUGCUGCAGUUUGUGAUAUUAAUAGCUAGACCAGUUCCACGGAAUACGGGAUUGGCUGGAUGUGUAAAUUUGCUAUGUAGUGUGC